Messenger RNA from Mesoplodon densirostris (Blainville's beaked whale), 1803 nucleotides. It is a transcript of the gene TMX4, whose product is annotated as thioredoxin related transmembrane protein 4. The coding region runs from base 170 to 1222 and encodes 350 amino acids. The transcript has 8 exons. The record is from RefSeq and is a predicted model, not a curated record. Lineage: Eukaryota; Metazoa; Chordata; Mammalia; Artiodactyla; Ziphiidae.
GAUAAGAGGCGGCGACUGCCACCCCAUUCUCGAGCUGGGCUGGUCGGCGCGGCAAGGCGGAGGCGGGGUGGCCCGGUCUUUCUUCGCACUACUUGGGAAGGCCCGGUCCGCAGGGUGGCCGUACCCUCUGCCCCAGCCCCUGCAGAGGAGUCUCGCUCCGUGUCCCGACAUGGAGGGCGGGCGCCGCGGCCCGCUGCUCAUGGCGCUCCUGGUCGUCUGGGUCGCGGCGGCGGCAGCUGCGGAGGCGGAGGCCGGCCCGGAGCAGGCCGCGCUGCCGCAGGAGCGGAGCCUGGUGCGGCCCAUGACCGCCUCCAACUGGACGCUGGUGUUGGAGGGAGAGUGGAUGCUGAAAUUUUAUGCCCCUUGGUGUCCAUCCUGUCAGCAGACUGAUUCAGAAUGGGAGACUUUUGCAAAGAAUGGUGAAAUACUUCAAAUCAGUGUGGGGAAGGUUGAUGUCAUUCAAGAACCAGGUUUGAGCGGCCGCUUCUUUGUCACUACCCUCCCAGCAUUUUUUCAUGCAAAAGAUGGGAUAUUCCGCCGUUACCGUGGCCCAGGAAUCUACGAAGACCUGCAGAACUAUAUCUUAGAGAAGAAGUGGCAAUCAGUUGAGCCUCUGACUGGCUGGAAAUCCCCGGCUUCUCUAACGAUGUCUGGAAUGGCUGGUCUUUUUAGCAUCUCUGGCAAGAUAUGGCAUCUUCACAACUAUUUCACAGUGACCCUUGGAGUUCCUGCUUGGUGUUCUUAUGUCUUUUUCAUCAUAGCCACCUUGAUUUUUGGCCUUUUCAUGGGUCUGGUCUUGGUGGUCAUAUCAGAAUGUUUCUAUCUGCCACUUCCAAGGCAUUUAUCUGAAGGUUCUGAGCAGAAUCUUAGGUCAGAGGAGGCUCAUACAACUGAACAGUUGCAGGAUGCAGAGGAAGAAAAGGAUGAUUCAAAUGAAGAAGAAAACAAGGACAGCCUUGUAGAUGACGAAGAAGAGAAAGAAGACCUUGGUUAUGAGGAAGAAGCAGAGGAGGACGAGGAGGACAGCCCGUCUGCUGGCAUGGACGAGAAGAGGAGUGAUGCCCGGGACCCGGGGCCCCUGAGGGAGGUCCAGGAGGAUGAAGGACCUGGUGGGACUGAAGACAAUGCCCUAGAGCAGCCCUGUCCAGCUGGCGCAGAGGCAGCAGAAGAUACAGUGAGACAGCGCAGAAGUCAGCAUGCCGACAAGGGACCGUCAGCCUGAUGACAGUGUUUCCAAGGAUACAGACCAAAAUAAUAUGUCAGCUUCCUUCUGGUCUGCAGUUUAAACCAACUCCUUAUUGUUUCUUGAAUGAGCAAGCUUCUAUUAAAAAAUGAUCUCUAGCCAUGUAGUCUCAUGGCAUUAAGUAUCAUAUAUGUUAAGGAGAAUCUUUCAGGCAUGACAGGCAGGAUACAGAAAAACAAACAUGCUGUUAGGGUCUGUUUGGGACCUGUGAUGAGAACAAAUUCAUUUCCUUGGGGCUCCAGAGUUUUGACCAGAGGAAGCAAUCCCCAGCCAUCAUGAGCACUGUUCAUGGGCAGUAGACAGGGCUGCAGGCCCCUAACAUGAAAGCAGAGCGAAUGAACGUCCUCAGGGUGUAGCUGAUCUUGCUUCCUCUUCUUGUAUUGAAUAUUUAUUUUUGUCAAACUGUAAGAAACAUCAGGUACCAUAGUACAAGGGUACUUUUUAGAGAUAGAAAUUGAGAGGGCCUUGGAUAUUAUUGUAGAAAAGAGCUUGGAAAUCUUCCUAACUCUCUAAAUCUCCCUUCUUAUGUUUUAUUUCUUACCUUUAGCAUUUCCAACUUU